This is a messenger RNA of Stomoxys calcitrans (stable fly), 7371 nucleotides long. RefSeq names its product transmembrane protein 131 homolog (gene Tmem131). Bases 646 to 6702 code for a protein of 2018 amino acids. The record is from RefSeq and is a predicted model, not a curated record. The transcript has 5 exons. Lineage: Eukaryota; Metazoa; Arthropoda; Insecta; Diptera; Muscidae. Gene Ontology annotation, cellular component: membrane.
UCGAAAAUCAUAAUCAUAAACACAGUAACACAGUGCGAUUUAAUAUUUAUUUAACAAUAAUAUUAUGCAAAAUUUUUUGCGAAUUCAUUGUACUGGCUUUAAGGGAGUUUGAAAAACAUUUUUAUGUACAUAAACAACAAGGACAACAAAGGAAUCUAUAAACAAUCACCAAUCACAAAAAGACCAACGGAACGACGACACAAUCAAAAAGGAAGAACAAAAAUAAUCAGACAGACAGAAUCAGAUUAUCAUCAUCAGCGCUGCCGCCGUCGUUGCCGUCAAAAUACAAGGAACACCGAACACCGCAAACAGCGAGGAGCAGAAGCAAGGAGACAAAUUCAACACCACAUUGCUGCAAUUUACUUGGCUGACUCGCUGACUGGCUGCUGCAUCAUUGAGGUUUUAUUUUCGAUUUUGAGUUUGUUUUAUUUUGGAAUGAGUGAGACAAACGACAGGCGACAGUGGAAAUAUAUAACGCAUAAAAUUCUAAAAUACUUCUAAAUAGGAGUAGGCGACAUUUUGAAAUUGACGCACUUCGUUUCGGAAGCUUUUUUUUAUGUAAAAAUAACACUACCUACCUACCUAUCCAAUAUACGGAACUCAACCAAAUAUUAAUAAUAUACGCGGUGAAGACACGAACGUACGAUGUUUUCUUAUCAUCGUCUGUGGUUAUCAAUGCUAGUUUUAGCUUUUCUCACAACUACAAUGUGCGGUUUUGCCAAUAAUGACAUGGAGAUUUUAGAGAGCACAACCGCCGAUCUGAAACAUGACGGCCAUCAUUUGGAUACACAGGCAACGGCCAAUCUGAAGGACAUUACUGAUGCCGGCGGUGGUGGUGAGCCGGAAGGAGGAGGCGGAAUUGCAAGUGAUCUAGACAUGGAGCGUCUGGAUCGACUGCGUUUUGAACCGUCACAUCUGGAUUUUGGUGUUUGGUCCGUGGGCACCGUACAAUCGCACACAGUUACACUGAUCAAUCAAAAUCGUAAUCAUAGCGUCUAUUUAGGUUCAGUGUACGUGGGUAAGACACCGGCAUUCUAUAGUAGUCUGUUUGAAGCAAAAACAGUGCCCCCAAAUGGCAAUACCACAUUCAAUGUGGUAUUCCUGCCUCGAGAACAAGGUGCUGUGAGCACGAGUUUACAUAUACACACAUCUUUUGGCAAACUGCUGCUGAUGGUGCGAGGAGAAGGACGCGAGUGUCCGUAUAGGCUGAAACCAUUAGUGGGCAUACGGGCGCCGCUGAAUGCAACAUUAAUGCCUAUGAUUCAUAUGUACAAUCCACACGAAAAGACAUUGCAGAUACUGGAGAUAUACAGCAGUGGUGGUCAGUUUCAAUUAGAAUUGCCCAGUGGAGAUCCUGAAGCUCCGCAGGGUCUGUGGCAGAUACCUCCGUAUUCGACGAAACCAAUAAUACGCAUACGUUUUCAGGGAUAUUUGGCGGGAAAUUAUUCAGCAUACAUACGCAUAAAAAUAUCCGAACCCAUGGAUAACAAACAUCCUCAGGAAUCAAAAGAUGACGAUGAAGACUACGAGGAGGAGGUGGAUCAAUCCUCUGCGACUACACCACCUCAUAGAAAAGAACAAGUCUUGGUAAUACCCGUUGAAUUUGAAAUAUUACCAGAUUAUGGGUUGUACGCUGAAAAUCCUGUAUUAGAAUUUGGAUAUAUUGCCAUUGGUGAAGGUGCCACGGCGACUAAGCCUAUUGAACAAAAACUAUCUUUAAGACAUUCCAAAGGACAUUUGGAAGCAGAUAAUUUGAAAUUUGAAUCAAUAACCCCUAUAAGUGGGGUUACACUGAAACCUACUGCUGAUAUCGAAACAUUAACCAUAUAUCCCGAGGAUAUAAUUAAUCCAGUUACAAUUUUAAAUGAAAAACUCAAGUUGGUCCUAAAGGAUACAACAACAAUGUCAUCAUCAGCAGCAGCAGCAACAGCAGCAGCUUUUACAUAUCAUAAUGUUGAGCUAAUAAUACGAGCCCACAUAUUCAAGGGCUCACUUCACUAUGAUGCCAAUUCCACGGUGUUUUUGGAUCAUAAAAUAAACUCCUCAAUUGAUGACCAAUCCAUGGGUGACCAAGCCGCCCAGGAAGAGCCAAUUAAGAAUGGGGAAGAGCACGAGUCGAUGCUGGGGGAGCACAAAGAGGGGGUGGAUGAGGAUUCUGGCAAACAGAGACACAUAGUGUUACGCAAUGAUUUCCAAGUUCCCCUUGUCGUGUACAAUGUAACAACCACAACCCAAAAUGAUUCUUUGUCUAAGCUAAGCUUACAACUUAUUCAUCAACCUCUGGAAAAAGAUAAUCAGCAGCUGGGGCAACUGGUAUUGCAACCAGGACUUACACUGGAUCUAUUAGUGGCUUUUAGAUUAGCUAAAAGAAAACAGCAACAAAAACAAGAAGAUAAAGGAGAAGAAGAACAACAGGAAGAUCUUAAAGAUCUUACAAGAAAUUAUAAGACUGCCAUUUAUGUUUACACGAAUAUAACAAAUUUUGAAAUACCCAUUGUUAUAAGUUCAACUCGGUUGUUUGUGACCACACAGACACAGUCAAUAUGGCGCUCAAAUAAUUCCGUUUAUACCAAAGAGUUACAAUUAAGUUCCGUACCUUUGCGUGAGAUCUCACAACAAGGUUAUGUUAUAUUGCAGAACCCCAAUGCGAUUCCAAUACAACUGAGCGAUUGGAAUAUAGAAAAGGCACCAGGCAUAUAUUUUUCUGCUACAUUUGUGGGAUUUAUACGAGCCGCGGCCAUUAACAAGAGCAAUGAUUACAGCGUAGAUUUAGAAAAGUUCGACUACAAACUUGACUCGGGGAUAGAAGCAAGUGGUGGUGCGGCAGUUUUUUCCAUUCGUUUACAGCCAUAUACCUCGGAGUUGAGAACCACCUAUUUAAGAAUAGCCACACCAUAUGAGAAUCUAACAAUAGCCGUAAAGUUUAGCAUUGCUUUGGGGAAACUUGAAGUGGAUCAAGAAAAAUUGCAUUUUGCAAAUUGUUUUCCGGGUAAAAUAUGUUCCUCGGAGCUGAGUAUACGUUCUACAUUCAAACAAGCCAUACAAAUGAAAUAUAUUAAUUUUACCGAUCCCGGAUUAAGUUUUGAAGAUAAAAAUUCCCAUGGGUCUAAGUUAGCCGCGAAUUCGGUGACCACCGUGGGUCGUAUAUUCUUUGAGCCCUCCGCGUUGUGUGAGACACGAUGUUAUAUACCUGAGUACACAGAUGAGAGCAGUGUAUUCCCUAGUACGCAUAGCAACGCCAUCAACUCCAUUAAUAUGCCCCAUUUCGAUGAAUUGGAGUUAAGGCGCCGCACAGAAUUGUAUCGCCAAUUUAAGUACUACUUUCAAAACUUGGACUUUACAAUGACCACCAAGGCAAUGCAACAUUUUCAGCUAAAUCUUAUGAUUGAAAUACAAUGGCCCAAAUUGGUGACAAGUCGACAAGUGUUGCCCACAAUUGAAGUGAAUAAAACGCAAGUUUUUGAAGUGAAAAUUUCCAAUCCUUCAGAUAGGCCCAUACUCAUAGAUUAUUUACUGGCCGACCCCAGAUUGGCAAAACAAACGCAAAUAUCAUUGCCGCUGGAAGUGAUAAUUCUGACACCCAGUUGUUAUUUAACCGACAAACCGGUUUUUUCCAUGGUCACUCCAGCGCCAAAGAAACCCAUUCUGAUACCAGGCCUUACCUCCAUUAAGGUGCCCAUACAAUUCAAAGCCUCUUCUUUGGGUAAUUAUUGUACCCUACUGCACAUACGCAACAAUUUGACACUGUACGAAGGCAUUUGGAUAAGUGCAAAAGCGGUACAAUCCCAAUUCCGUUUGGGUAAUCGAAAACCAGGAUCUCCGACGCCCUUGCUGUUCGAUAUAAGUGAGCAACAAAUUUCAGCAGCGUGUUCCACAAAAGAGGAAAGUUUCGAGAAGCAGACAACACAUCCACAGGUUUUCUCGCGUCGUGUAUUCACAGCUCGCAAUUCAGGUGAACUACCCAUUUGGGUAGAUAGUUUCUGGAUAGGAGAUCAACCUUGUAUGGGCUAUGGGUUCCAGAUAAUGAAUUGCUCUAGCUUCGAAUUGAAGGCGAAUUCCUCCAAGGUCAUAGAGAUAUUAUUUCAAACAGAUUUCACCGUUACCCGCAUGGAAAAGACGCUGACACUGAAAACAAAUCUCACAUAUGCUGUCACCUAUAUGUUGGUGGCUCAGUUGCCUUCCAAGGGUAUGGAAAAGUGUACUCCAUUAUUGCCAAGACCACCGUGGGAAGAGAAAAUACGUAAUGCCACAAUAGUCAUGCUUAUGAUUACCUUUGUCUUGGUUGUAAUUGCCGUGCACAUAGAUUACGGCAAUAUAAUGUACACGCAGGCCACAAUAUAUGGAGCACGAGAGAAAAGCCGCAUACAUCCUACAUUUAAUUUGCGAAAUAUAGCCAUGCGUUCAACCAAUCAGAAUUUCAAUGAAUUCGCCGAGGCUGAAGGGAUCGAAAUGGCACAAAGGAAUAAGACAGGAUUGAGAAAACGUAAUUCUGGCAGUAAGAGUCAAAAGGCCAGCAAUGGUGAAUCAUCUCCACCAACCUCGUCCAUGCCUAGUAGUUUUGCUGCUUUACCCAAUUUGACGUUGGCCGAAAUGGUCAGUUGGACAUUUGGCAACAAAACAACUAAAAAGUCCAGCAAAACAAACAAAGCCAAAGAAUUUACAAAUAAUACUACGACGUCCACGAUAACUGCACCGGCGACAGCAACAUCAGCAAGUUAUAAUGGUUCAAAUGCGACGAGUUUUGAGGCGAAAGUUCCAAAAUCAAAAUGUAAUGAAAAAUUGCUAAUAGACAAGAUGGACGAUGACGUGAAAAAGGUGCUACCGAACAAAAAACCAGUCAAAAUAGUGGAAAAAUCUUUUGCGGCAAUUAAAAUCAGCGGAGAGGAGCAGAACAAAACAAAUAAAGAUGAGGUGGUGCUGACAGCGACAGAAAAGGAGCUAAAAAGGGAAAAAUCCCAUCUAACAAAGACCCCAUCACCAAAAGCGCAAGAAGUGCUUCCAGUAGCCAAAGAGCAGCACAGGAAACAAUUUGAGACACCGUGCGAGACAGGCAGUAACACUUCACAGGUGGAAUUAUUGCUGUCAAGUUCUCCACAUGUCACUCCACCACCUGCGCUGAACCAACAGACUAAUUCCAAAUCUAAUACUUUGUCGCUUUUAAUUACUCCCAUGGCCGAAAUUACAAAUCAGCAAAUUCCCCAUAAAGAAGCUCUUGCUGCAAAUGGACGCAAACUGGGUAAGACCCCCGGCAGGGAAAGAAGAAAACAAUCUGCACAAAAUACCUCUCCGGCCACCUCAUCCUGUUCUUCGGCAUCGACUUCAUCUUCCCUGGGCUCCCUAACUCAGCAACCAGUUGCCAGCACCAGUAAACGCUAUGAACGCAAAACGAAAAAUAAGGCUAUGAAUUCGCUAAAGUUCUCUCCCCUUAACAGCCAUGCGACGAAUUCGUCAUUGUACGUGUCUCACGCCUCCAUGGCGGCUGCAGCCAAUGGCCAUAACGAUCAAACUUUCAAUUCAGAUUCCCUGUGGGACUAUAACAGUCAAAUAACAUUCAGCGAUGUUUUGCAACAAACCCAACAGUUUGCCAAUUCACAAGCGGCAGCUUUGAAUGCUUCGCCCUCAACGCUGCUCAAUACUGAUCUCAUGCAACAUUCAAGCUCCCUGUUUGAUGGGAGUGCCAACGUCGGCCCACGGUCAUCGCCAUCAACGCCACCAGGGCUGAUGCAGCAGAAUGUUGUACAAUUUGGCAAGAAUUUGGGUAUGGAAAAUUCGGAAAUUACUGCCGCCCUUACACCGAAAAGACCCAUUAAGCCCACUGCGAGUGAUUUGGGACCAAUUGGUUCCAAGAAGUCGCCCUCCUCAACUCCCCCGUGGGAGACAACAAAUAGUGCCAUACCAAUGCCAUUGCCAAGGCCAUUGAAUACAACCAUAACGUCUACUUCAGUACCCCCUUUGCCCUAUGAUUUACAAACUCACAAUUUUGGUUUUAAUGAUUUGUUAACAGCUAGGCAGACUAUACAACAAAUUGCUUCGGCCAAUUCGCAACAAAAUCAACACCAACACCAGCAACAACAACAACAACAAACGCAACAGGCACAACAGCAUGAAUUCGAUAUUGCUGCAAAAUUGCGGGCUAUAAAGGCGCAUGAAAUAAUGAUGGUACAAUUGGAGCAACAUCUAAUGUUGCAACAGCAGCAGCAACAACAACAACAAUAUUUGAAUGCCAUCAAUAAUAACUGGCCAACAGCUAAUGCAACACCAUGGACGCCAUUUGUAAACAGCAAUGGUAACAAUCUGGCGGCAUGCAGCAACGCCGAUAUCUUUGUUGGAGGUCCUUCGGUUUCAACACCAUCGGCUACCUGGAGGAGUACGCCAGCGGCCAUGGAUAGUCAUUAUGCCGUCAUCCAACAUUUGCCGCUUACUCCUGAUGCUGUGGCACCUGGUGUUAGCAUUUCUUCAUCUUCUGGUAUUUCGUCAACUGCCACAGCCACAAGUUUGGCAAUGAAUGGAGGCGACUCAAUUCCUAAUACUGUUGCUGCUGCUUCUUCUUCUUCUUGUACUUCCAAUGUCAAUACCGUUGCUGACAAUAUGCCCUUGUUUAAUUUAUUUGGUCGCGAUUUAAGCUGCCUUUGGGAUGAGAAUUGGAAAAAACCCUCCACACAGCAGCAGCAAUCACAAAAGCCCAAUUCAAAGCAAGACUAAGAACGGGGAAGAGUAUGAAAUUUCUUAAGAUGACCGCUAAAUGGCAGACGCACGCACAUCACUCUUAUAAAAGAAAGCCGCUCUGAUAUAGUCCAACCUAACUUUGCCAACAUAUUUUUGCUUUGUGGCUGGUAUUGCCAAAAUUUUCCAUGCAAAACUUCUCCAUAUUUAAGAUUUCAAUGAUCUAAGGACUCAAACAAAAUUCGAUGCCGUAGCCAAAAAACAAUUUUAAGCUAACCAAAACAACAAAAAUACACACUUGACAUUAUUGCAAACCUUUGUUUUCUCCCAUACACAUAUAUUUCUUUUUUUGUUAAUUAAUUUUAAAGUUAUUUCUAAUUCUUAGAAUUUUAUCCAAAUCCUUGAAUUUUCCACAAAUAUAAAAUCCACAAGAACUUGACAUUUUUGUGUUGUUUCCGAACAAAAGUAUAUACCAAAAACCAGCGACAACAAAAAGAAACAAGCCAACAAACGCAAACAAUUAUUAUAACAACAACAAUACAACACCUAUACAACAUAUAUUUUAAGUAAUUAACCGUUUAUAAAACACCACCAGUAACCUAUUUUGAAUCCUCUACCACUUGUAUCAAAUCUAAAUGACAAUUAAAUUUUCUUUUCAAUUCCAAAAAAAAACUCGAAUAAAUACUCACUCACCUGGAUAACAAAUUA